AUGUCUGCCCCACAAAUCCCAACUACCCAGAAAGGUGUUAUUUUCUACGAGAGCGGCGGUGAGCUUCAAUACAAGGACAUCCCAGUCCCAAAGCCAAAGUCCAACGAGCUUUUGAUCAACGUCAAGUACUCCGGUGUGUGCCACACCGACUUGCACGCCUGGAAGGGUGACUGGCCUUUGCCUGCCAAGUUGCCUUUGGUCGGUGGUCACGAGGGUGCCGGUGUCGUUGUCGCCAUGGGUGAGAACGUGAAAAACUGGAAAAUCGGUGACUACGCCGGUAUCAAAUGGUUGAACGGAUCCUGCAUGAACUGUGAGUUCUGUGAAUUGUCCAACGAAUCCAACUGUGCCCAGGCCGAUCUUUCCGGUUACACCCACGACGGUUCUUUCCAACAGUACGCUACCGCUGACGCCGUCCAAGCUGCCAAGAUCCCAGCCGGUACCGACCUUUCCCAAGUUGCUCCAAUUCUAUGUGCCGGUGUCACUGUGUACAAGGCUUUGAAGUCCGCCAACUUGAAGGCCGGCCAAUGGGUCUGUAUCUCCGGUGCCUGUGGUGGUCUGGGUUCUCUGUGCAUCCAAUACGCCACUGCCAUGGGUUACCGUGUCGUUGGUAUCGACGGUGGUGCCGAAAAGGCCAAGAUGUUCAAGGAGUUGGGUGGUGAAGUCUUCAUCGAUUUCACCAAAACCAAGGACAUCGUUGCUGAGGUCCUCAAGGUUACCAACGGUGGUGCUCACGGUACCAUCAACGUUUCCGUCUCCGAGGCCGCCAUUUCCGCCUCUACCGAAUACUGCAGACCUAACGGUACCGUUGUCUUGGUCGGUAUGCCAAGUGGUGCCCAAUGUAAGUCUGACGUUUUCAACCACGUUGUCAAGUCUAUCAGCAUCGUUGGUUCUUACGUCGGUAACAGAGCUGACACCAGAGAAGCGCUAGACUUCUUCUCCAGAGGUCUUGUCAAGUCCCCAAUCAAGAUUGCGCCUUUGUCCGACUUGCCAGAAAUCUUCGACAUGAUGCUAAAGGGUCAAAUCGUCGGCAGAUACGUUGUUGACACUUCCAAAUAA
Molecule: messenger RNA, 1056 nt
Organism: Lachancea mirantina
Lineage: Eukaryota; Fungi; Ascomycota; Saccharomycetes; Saccharomycetales; Saccharomycetaceae
Source: the annotation of a GenBank genome assembly